CCAUCGCCUCGGAGGUGCACACGUUGAUCGGCAUGGCAUCGACGCGCAAUACUGACCGUUGCCCCUCGAUGCCAUCAACGCAUAGCAGUAACGUUACUUUAUGUAAUGAAAUCGUCAAUUCCUGUUCUGUCAAUGUACAAAAGCCGCUCUGCACAUAGUAAAUUGACGAACACCCUCUUGUUGCCCCAGGCAGUCCCCUUGACUGUCUCAGCACAUAAAAGUGAUGCUGAUGAAUGGCAGAAAAAUAGAAGCGAUCACACAAAUGGGCGUUUUGGCUCAACGCGGCUGCACCAUCGACUGCUCGGUGUCGCCUCCCCUCGAGGCAGCCGCGAAGCGAGCUCAGGACGAAGUGUUGAAGCAAGACGCGCAAUGGGAAGCCGAGCUCGCGAAGCAGGUGGAGGAGCGGCAAAACAACCGAAACCCCAGCAACCUGGGCCCCGCUCGCUCCUCCUCAGGGGCCGGCGCUCUGAUGCUCGGGACGAUGGCGCACGAGCGGCUGCAGCUGCUGCUAUUGGAGGAGCUGGAGGGGCUGGUGUCGCGGCUGCGGUCUGCAGGCGUGGGCGGCGGCGCAAUUCCGGUGCCGGUUCCGGGCGUGGAGGAUGCUGAGGGGGUUGCGGCACGCGUGUCAUUGCUGUUCGGACCCGAACUCUUCGACAUCCUCCCCCCGCGGCUGGUGGGCGCUCUGGAGGGCUAUGGCGGAACGCUGGCUCCCCUGUCGCCAACCGCCGCCGAAGUGGUGGCAGCCUGGCUGCGAGAGCGCGGCCGCGCCCCGACCUCGACUCCUGUUGAGCGCCCGGCGGCGGGUCCGCGAGGCGGCGCGACGGCGGCCAUGGCGGCGGCCGUGGCGGCGGCGGUUCCACGCCUGGGGGAUGAGGUGCUGGAUGGCCUGAUGCACCUGCUGGUGGGGGCGGCGGAGCAGGCGCACGGCGGCGGCGACCGGCGGCCGGUGGCGUGGAGCGCGCUGGUCAUGUGCCGGCCAGGUCGGGUGGAGAUGCUGCGGCGGCUCAUCGAGACGCAGCUGCCCGGUGUGCGCAUGCACGUCCGCACCACCGUCGAUCGGGUCGAGCGCAAGGGCUGUGGCCGGAAGGUCGCCGAGUUGGUGCGGCAGGCCCGCCAGGGUCGCAUCAGCCAGGCCAACUUCGACCUCGCCAUGUUGCAGCUGCAACAGGUUCGGGUGCACGGCUUUCCGCCGACCACUGCUACCCCCGACGGUAAGCGCGGCGGCACCGGUGCCGGCGGCCGUGGCAAAAAGGGCGCCGCUGCCAGCAACGCCCGCAACAGCAACAACAGCAGCAACAACGGCGGAAGCAACAGCCAAGCCGACAGCAAUGUCGUGAUGGGGCACGGCCCGUACCCAGACGGCAACGUGUUGGUCCUGGUGUCGUUCAACCGCGGCCCCGAAUACGCCGUCCUCUGCGACGAGCUCCUUGUGUGGACGCCCUUACCGCACGCGCCUAACCAGCACGACAGCCCAAAUCCGGAUCCAAGUCCAGGUGCGGGAGGCGGCGGCGGCGGCGGUGGCAGCAGCAUAGUGUCCAGUCAGCAGCUGAUGAGUGCGGCGGCGGCGCUGUGUGCGGAGGUGAUGCGGCUGAGGGUGAUGCAGGCGGCGGCGGCGCGGGUGAAGGCGGCGCUGGGUCGCUGCAGCGGCGCGGCGCUGGCGGGCUCCAGCUGGGAGCACUGGGCGGCGCUGGGCGCGAGCGAGCGCCCGGUGAUGGAGGUGGCAGCGCGGCAGCACCACUGGGCCAUGGUGACCCGCAGCAUGGGCCGCCCGGGCGGCGACACACACCCGAAUGUGGCGGCGGCGCUCAAGCUGCGCCUGCUGCAGGUGCUGCUGCCUCCGCCUGCUGACGGCGCGCCGCUUGGCGCGAAGAAGGGCGGUGCACGCACGCCAACCGCAGCAGCAGCAGCAGCAGCCGCAGGCGCGCCGGCGGGAGCCGCAGCGGAUGCCGCCGCAGCGGACGGCACGGGCGCCCAGCCGGAAGCGGCGCAGCAGCAGCAGCAGCAGCAGCGGGCCCGUCAGGCUCUGGAGGCGGAGGUGGACGCGUUCGUGUCCGAUCUGAUACCGAUGUUGGCGGAGGCCUACUGCACCACCGCCCGCGCUGGCGUCGGCGCCGGCGGCGGGCCGGCGGCGCUGCUGCCGGAGGCUGUGUCGGCGCUGCCCGCGUGCCGGCAGCCGCUGAUGGCGGAGGUGACACCCCACUUCUACACCUACCGACCGCAGCAGGCGGCGGUGAAGCUCGAGCUUAUGAAUGCCCGGCGCGAGAGGGAGCAGGCGGCAGAAAGCCAGGCCGAGCCGCCCGCCUGGCUGCAGGGCCGCGUGUUUGCGGGGCUGGUGGUGGUGCUGGCGGUGCUGGCGUGGAGCCUGCAGGCCGCCGGCUGGGUCUGGCUGCACCGGCUGCGCCUGGGCCUGCCCGCCACCGCGCUGCUUACGCAGGCCUCCGAGCCGCUGCUACUGCCGCUGCACUCGCUGGCGGCGGCGCUACUGCCGGCCAGGCACGCGGAGGCGCUGGUGUGGCUGGUGCUGGCGCUGGUGCAGGUGGUGCUGUAUGUUGCGGUGGCGGCGGCGGCGGCGCGGCAGGUGGUCGGCAGCCAGCCGCUGGCGUGGGAGGCGCUGACGCGCGCGGUGCAGGCGUUCCUGGGGGUGGGCAGGGUGGACCUGGACGCGCUGCGGCGCCGCACCGAGGCGCAGCGGCGGCGCUGGGCGGCGCGGCUGGCGGCGGCGGCCAUGGGUGAAGCCCGGUCGCGCGGCUUCGCCACGGCCGACCAGGUGCAGUGCGUCUUGGACGGUCUGGUGCGGCGCCAGUGCAGCAGCAGCAGCAGCAGUAGCGGAGGCCGUGGCGGCAGCAUUGGAGCUGCGGCGUGGGAGGGCGAGGUGGAGGUGGAGAUGGAGCUGCCUGGCAGUGUGGAGGAGGUGCAGGCGUUCCUCUCGCUACCUGUGGCAGUGGAGGGAGUGCAGGAGGAGGAGGAAGAGCAGGACGCGAAGGGAGCGGAGCGGGGGAGCGAGCGGCAGCGGCUGGCGCAAUCCCGGGCGCCUGAGAUUGAGAUGCUGCUAACUGUGGCCCUGUCGACUCGCACGACUGCUGCGGCCUCCGGUGCCGCUGCCGGGCCCGCCCAGCAGCACCCGCACCAGCACCGGCCCGAGGCCAUCGGGUGGAAGCAGCAGAAGGAGGAGGAGAAGGAGAAGCGCCAGCGCGCAGGGCAGGAGGGCGCAAGCGGCGUCGGCAGCCUGCCAGGCGGCAGCUGCGGCGUUGCGGCGCCCACCAAGGCUGCGGCCACUGCUACUGCUACUGCCACUGCCGGUUCCAGCCAAAGCAGCUGCAGUCCGGCGGGCGCGGUGGCGGCGGCAGCUGCUGCUGCCGUGGCGGCUUCUGCGGAUGCCUCUGCUCAGUCGCGGCGGCGGCGGGACGGGAAGGCGCCUGGCGUGCGGCGGCCCGGUGCCAAGACCGUGUCACAGGUGCUCGAGGAGGACGGCUGGGAGCCCGUGCGCCGCCGCAACCACACGGUCUACUGCCGCGUGCUGUCCAGCGGCCUGACGCCGACGCCCACCCGCAGCUGCACACCCUCCGACUGGCGCACAGCCGCCACGCAGCUGGCGCAGCUGCGGCGGCGCACCCAGGACGAGCGGCAGACGCAGUACGUCACCGCCGCCAGAGCCACCAUCAUGGCAGCCGCCAGCGCGACGGCGCCGCCGCAGGCGCAGGCUGCGCGGGCUGCGCAGGCGGUGCAGGUGGCGGCGCAGGAGAAGGAGCGGGAGGAGGGGCGUGUGGGCAUGAUUGAAGGAGGCAAGUGAUGGUGACAGAGACGAAGACAAUGCUGGAUGAUGGGGAUAAUGGGGACGACGGUGAUAAACUGAUAAUGGAGGUGGCGAUGACUCGGACGGCUUUGUUGUGGACUCGAUAGGCGAGGAGAAGGACGGUGGGGAAGAUGAUGAGGGUAAGCAUGGCGGAGUGAGGACUGAGGGUGGAGGAUGGAGCAGGAUGGAGCACUGGGGAUUGGAGCAUUGGGAAUCGAGGAUUGAGAGACAGGUGACGUGUCAUGACCGUCAUUUUGCUGGAAUGAAUGGCAGGGAGGGGCCGAGUACGAGCCGAGCAGGGCGCAGUACCAGGCAGAAGAUUGCGGGACUGUACGUGAAGUGCUGCUUUGUGUGUUCCGGUACGCACGUGCAUAACGUUUUGUCGUUCCAGGGCAAAACUGUGAGCCAUGAUGCAACGAAAUGUCGCGGGCACGGUGGUGUAUAGUCUGCAAGCUGGCGAGGGGCAAAACGAGGGGAGUGGAGACCGAGCGGCACCAGCCGUGACAAUUAGG
Molecule: messenger RNA, 4305 nt
Organism: Chlamydomonas reinhardtii
Lineage: Eukaryota; Viridiplantae; Chlorophyta; Chlorophyceae; Chlamydomonadales; Chlamydomonadaceae
Exons: 12
Coding region: 263-3790 (1175 amino acids)
Source: RefSeq, a predicted model, not a curated record